Messenger RNA from Kalmanozyma brasiliensis GHG001, 1296 nucleotides. RefSeq lists its product as uncharacterized. The record is from RefSeq and is a predicted model, not a curated record. Lineage: Eukaryota; Fungi; Basidiomycota; Ustilaginomycetes; Ustilaginales. The coding region runs from base 1 to 1296 and encodes 431 amino acids. The transcript has a single exon.
AUGGCCAACUCCAACACGACCAUCGCGUACCUCUCCACACCCAAUCCGCAGAUCAUCUUCAACGUCAUCUCACCCAAAGAUGGAAAGGCAAUGCUCAUCCUCUUGUUCUUCAUGAACAUUGCACUUGGCGCUGUGGUCAUGGAGACCCUCAACCACCUACGCUACGAUUUCCAACUUGCGCGCAAGCCCGGAUGGCUGCAGCCGGCGAAGUUCGCCUCGCGCAUCGCCUACUUUUUGUGUCGCAUCUUGUCGCCGCUGGUGCUAGUGAUGUUCGUUCUGUGGGCCUCGCUCAAGCAUGUCGACUGCCAUGCGACCGCCUCGGCCAUGUACUCGUUGGCGCUGGUGCUAUUCAGCAUGGUGACCCUUAUCUUUAUGCAGCGCACCAUGGCGCUGUAUAGCUGGAGGAAGAGCAUCGUCUUUCCGCUCUCGAUCUGGUACGUCUUGUUUGUGGUGGUCGGGUUUGGUACGGUGCCAAGGUGGGGGAUUGGAUUCACCAUUCCCGGCACCGACUUCUGCGGCCAAGACCCGAGGAAGGGCGUUCAUAGGGUGCAGGUGUGGAAUAUCUUAUACAAGUGCAUCGGCAUGGGGCUGGAUCUCACGCUGCUACUGCUGAUGCUCCACAGAUUGCUCGACGGCGGCAUCGCGUCGCUCUGGCGCGGUCGUCCGAGUGGUAGCCUCAACGGCCAGGGCAUCUCCAUGGUGCUCAUCCGCCAAGGAUUCCACUUCUACGUCCUCCAGGUCUGUUCAGACAUCUUCCUCAUCACGGUCUUCUUCACUUUGGACGGAUCGUACGGUGCGCUCGGUCUCGCCUGUGCCUUUUCCAUCCCACCCAUCGCAGCGACAGCAGCAUUCCGUGGUCUCGGCGUCAAUUCGUCUAACAACGGCAAGCACACAGAGGUCAACGAGAUCAUGAGCUCCGAUGGAUCGCCUUCGGGUGCAGUGCCGACCACCGUCGGUCAAACAACGGUGCACGCCGGCCGCACCACCCGCGUCAUGUGGGGCAGCAAGAUCAACCCGUUCCACAGGUCCAACCUGGUGGAUGCGAGCAACAUCAAGGUGACCGUCGGCACCGUCUCGCGCACCGACCACAAUGGCAUCGCCGACUGGCCACAGCACCAAGAUGACGACGACGUCGUGGACGACCUGGAGGAUAAGGAUGACAUCGAGAUGCAGCGCCAGGUGCCCAAGUUGACGCUCGACGACAGAAGCAUCACAGGAACCAGCAGGACGUCGUUCGAGGAGGGCAGCGCGUCCAUCGAGAAGGUCGGGCUGGACGACGCAGCUAGCCAUCGUUGA